AAGAAGCGGAAGGAAUAUUAUCCAUUUUACGUCGACUAUGACUCGAAUUACAGCCCGCCGGGCCAUUUUGAAAUCGUACGCGUGUAUUUCAAGCCUCGAAAGACGUGUUACAUAGAAACGAAAUUGAACAUAAUCGUGGACAUGAGCCUCGAGAUGCCCGUCAUCUCGCUGACCGGGCGUGGAAUCGAGAAGAGUUUAAACAUAAUCAAAUCCGAGAUACAUUUCAACCCAGUUAUUCCGUUCACGAUAAUCCAAGAAAUCGAUUUCACGAUUGAAAAUACGUGCCAUUAUCCCGUGGAGUUCUUCUGGCAUCAUUUGGACGAAAAUUUUCAGUUGGAGGAAGACAUAAAGAAAACUCUGUUGCACUACUACAAUAUGAAGGAAAUACUGCUGCCUCUAAAGAAGCCUGGCGAUCCGAUGAUACCGUGGCAACUGAUGAAAUUUUACAAAGAGAUACUGAACGAAAUGGCCCAGUCGUUAAUUACGGACAAGAUGGAGGAGGAGGAGGAGGAUCGAUUUGGCGAGGAAUUUUUCACGUUCGAGAGUGUCGAGAAGGACACGACGAAGAAGAGCGAGAAGAGAGGGUACAAGUUAUCGAGGAAGAAAAAGAAACGGAGAGGAAUGAAUCAGCAGGGUAAGAAAACGAGCGUUCGUGGAUCUAGUCGUCGUCGAAAGAAGAAUGAGAUUGCCAGCGAUUUGUCCACCACGGAUUCCGAGAGGAGGAACUGCCCUACCUUUUCAAUUUUUGAUGAAACUCUGCUGAACGAUGUUCCCCUACCCACCACCGAUCCAGAGGAAAUUCAACGUCUUCUCUUUUGUUACAUCGACAAUCUCCAUAAGAAUCCAGAUUUACGGUCGAAAAUGAAAGAUCCGAUGAAGGAAGUUUUCGAGAGCGUGGAGAAAAAAUCGGAAAUCGAUAUUCCAGAUUUGGAAAAGAGGAUGCCCGAGAAGAGAGUGUGCAUCAUUUUCCAUGGGGCACCUUUCACGGAGUAUCAAGAGACUGCGUGCAGGAGCGCCAAAGUCUUGGGAAUUCCCGUUCUCGAUAUCGACAAAGGGAUCACCGAGAUAAUUGCGUUCAACAAGAGCACGUGCGCGAUCCAGCUUCGACAGAUCAUCGACGAGAUCUAUCAAAAAUACAUCGAGGCUUUUGAGAAAUGGAAGCAAUAUUUGGAGCAGGAAAGCACCGAGGUCGAAUCAGAGUCGACCAAAGAGACUUCGAGUAGAAAAAAGUUUCCUCGGAAAGAGAAACCAUUGAAAAGUCCGCCGAAAAAGAUCGCGUCGCCUUCUGUACUUCCCAAGAUUGAAGCGUCGAUAAUGCAAGAGGCGAUCAUUCGCCUUCUCCCGGAUCCCGAUCCCAUGACGGAGUUUUCUAAAAUUCCACCCAGCGACAAGUUGGAGUUGCUCGACCCUUUGACCAGAUACGAGUACAAGAUUCAAACUAUUUUGUUGCUCGAGAAAAUCCUCGAUAUUCAUGAAUCGCCCAAAGUGAAAGGGAAGAGCCCGAAGAAAAAGGAGGAAACCGUUUCUUUCUCGUUCCGUGACAUUGACCCCGAAUUAAUAGCUGAAGUUCUUCAACAAAGAUUGUCUUUGGAUGAUUUCAAGCGAGGUUUCGUCGUGCAAAGUUUGAAGAGCAAUUUCUUCCAAAAUAACAUAUUGGACGCUUUGCUCGUUGUAUUACGGAUCAUCGGUUACAUAGAAUAUUUCUUAUUCGUCACGUUUCUUAACUCGAUGCACUGCUACGACAACAAAGUCGAGCAACGUACCAAAGAAAUCGGUACGUUGUUCCCUUUUAUCUUUACCCCGCCAUUUCUUGCAAUCUCGCCCUCUUUCCAGAGAGUGAAAUGCCCGAUCCGAAGCAAAGGAUACGAGAAAUCGACGAGAUGUCGGCGUCCGAAUACGAUCAACUUUCGAACGAGGAUAAGAAGAUGUAUAUAAACACCGUUCUACCCCGUAAAAAGGAGGAAGCGGCUCGUAGGCGAACUCGACUUAUGGAACGAAUGAUAGAGCGUACAAAAA
This is a messenger RNA of Apis mellifera (honey bee), 2016 nucleotides long. RefSeq names its product hydrocephalus-inducing protein homolog. Lineage: Eukaryota; Metazoa; Arthropoda; Insecta; Hymenoptera; Apidae. The transcript has 7 exons. The record is from RefSeq and is a predicted model, not a curated record. Gene Ontology annotation, cellular component: axoneme. Bases 142 to 1935 code for a protein of 597 amino acids. Gene Ontology annotation, biological process: cilium movement; axonemal central apparatus assembly.